Trichobilharzia regenti is the source of this 1089-nucleotide messenger RNA. The record is from the annotation of a GenBank genome assembly. NCBI's taxonomy places the organism in Eukaryota, Metazoa, Platyhelminthes, Trematoda, Strigeidida, Schistosomatidae.
AUGGAUCAAGAAGCAAUACCUUUGGCUUAUCAUAUAAUUGCUGGUAUAAUUGAUGUAAACGGAGUAGUGUGUAAUCUAUUCACGCUAAUAUUUAUAUCAUUCACACGAUUAGGUUCAAGAACUGCUACAAUACUAUUUCGUACACAGUGUAUUUUUGAUGGAUUAACAUGCCUAUUUGCAGCUAUCUCAUUAUUUAGUCCUGUACAUAUAGAUAAUUUCACUGGUUGGUUUGCUUCAUUCAUUUGUCAUUUUUGGUUGUCUGAAUAUUUUUUAAAAUUUAUGGAAUUAUUAAAUGUCUCCAAUCUGAUGUGGAUUGCUAUUGAUCGUUUCAGUGCUGUUUAUCUAGGGUCUAGAUAUAAAGCUUUUCAAAAAUAUGAACCUUUUCUAUGCUAUACAUUUAUCUUAUUUCAUGCAAUCAUUUCACCGUUACCAGUAAUUUUUGCAGUGGAUUAUAACAAUGGAAUUUGUGAAGAAGCACGACUAAUAUAUAAUACAUCAUUCGAUCAAUUUACAGUUUAUUCAUGGUUAAUUUUGGCUUAUUUAAUCCCAUCAAUAAUAAUGAUCACUUGUUAUUCUCGUGUAUAUUAUUUUAUUAAACAAUCAUUAGAAAAUUCACAGUCUCAAAAACACUCAACAUGUUCAGUUGAUGUGACUAAGUCAGAUUUGAAUGAAAGACGGACAACUGGACAACAGGUGUCCUCGAUAACACUGUCAGCAUCAAUUUCAACAUCAGCCCUAGAGCCAACAUCAUUUUCAUCUAUUCGUAAGAUGAAAUCAAUUCUACUUAGUAUUACACUUAUGUGUACAUUAUUUGUUUUAAGUCAUUCAUAUUAUCAUAUUUAUUCAUUAGCAAGUUUAUAUGGUGCUGUACAAUAUCAAAGUAUUUCAAUACAAAGACGUCUGUCGAUAUUUUUCACUGUAAUUAAAAGUUCACUUAAUCCAAUCAUUUUAGUUGUUUCAAGUCAACAUUUAAGAAAAAAAAUUGUUAAACUUUAUUAUCAGUUAAGUUAUAGAAUUAAAUAUUCACGAAAUUCACAUCCACCACCGAAUAUUACUGAAGCAAGUACAAAAACUAGUGAUGAUUAUUGA